Molecule: messenger RNA, 399 nt
Organism: Aspergillus bombycis
Lineage: Eukaryota; Fungi; Ascomycota; Eurotiomycetes; Eurotiales; Aspergillaceae
Exons: 2
Coding region: 1-399 (132 amino acids)
Source: RefSeq, a predicted model, not a curated record
AUGGAGCCAACUGUGAAUCCUACAGCUGCAGAUCAUACUGCGUCUACUAGAGCCAAUACUGCAACGAUUCAAGGACAAGCCUGUGAUGCGCCGCGUAAUGAUUCUUCAACGGCUUCGGAGGGUUCACUCGCAGAUGUCACGAAUAGCAUCGCCAGUGCCGCGGGGAAUUCGAUCAGCGAGGUUAAAAAUAAGCUCACAACUGUCGCCUCCAAUGAAUCGGUUCAGAGUGUUUGGGAGCAGGUUCGCUCGAUGGCUACCGGAAGGAAUAACGAGACCCAAGUCGGUACCUCACCCAGUCAGGACGAGAUCGACCUCAUCGAUAGCAUGGACAAUGAGAAGAUUGCCGAGUUCCUCCGGGAAAAGCAUAGAAGCGAUGCUCACCUACCAAGGAGAAGAUAG